UCUUUUCUCCUAUUGCAAAACUGUUGGAAUCUAAAACUACCAAUGGCGCCAAUUACUUUAUCAAAUGGUUUGAAAACACUCUUCAGUCUUCUCGCUGCUCUCAUUAUUGCUCUGGUUAUUUACAGGCUUGUAACCGACGGUUUGCCCUUUCGCAUAGGCUUUUUCACUCCGUGGAUGGCAGCAACUUUGAUUGAUCUGCAUAUCAAUAUUACAAUUUUAAGUGCUUGGGUAGUGUACAAGGAAGGAAAUUGGGUCAGCUCAAUUCUAUGGAUAAUUUUAUUUAUCUCCCUUGGAAGCAUGGCUACAUCGGCUUAUAUUGUGUUGCAAUUAUCGAAGCUGUCAUCUCAAGAAUCUUCACAGGACCCUGUGAGAUAUGUUCUUUUAGGACAUCCACACAAGAGUGGUACAGAACCAAAAACAAAUUGUUCUGUUGUUGUGACUCUAAGAAUCCUUCUCAGCGUUUUGGGUGUUGUCAUGCUUGGAACCUUGGUAUACACUCUUGUCACUGAUGGUUCUCCUUUCCGUGCGGAGAUAUUGACUCCGUGGUUGCAAGCAACACUAGUUGACUUCUACUGCAAUGCCGUGCCCCUAGCAGUCUGGAUUGCCUACAAAGAAUCUAAUUGGAUUUAUGCGGUCUUUUGGGUGAUUCUAUUGAUAUGUUUUGGCAGCAUCACUUCAUGCGUCUACGUUCUAUGGCAAUUGUUCCAAAUAUCUUAUCAGGAUCCUGCUUACCUUAUUUUGGUGCAUCAAAUUGACAGGCAAGUAUAUAUAGCAGUUUUUCUUUUUAUCGAUUGUUUAUGA
Messenger RNA from Vicia villosa (hairy vetch), 801 nucleotides. RefSeq lists its product as uncharacterized. The coding region runs from base 43 to 801 and encodes 252 amino acids. The transcript is spliced from 8 exons. NCBI's taxonomy places the organism in Eukaryota, Viridiplantae, Streptophyta, Magnoliopsida, Fabales, Fabaceae. The record is from RefSeq and is a predicted model, not a curated record.